This is a messenger RNA of Stylonychia lemnae, 435 nucleotides long. Lineage: Eukaryota; Ciliophora; Spirotrichea; Sporadotrichida; Oxytrichidae. The record is from the annotation of a GenBank genome assembly.
AUGUGUUAAAGUAAUUUCUGCAUUGGCUCAGGUGAUUACACCCUCCUCAUUUAGGGUUUAAUGGAUUAAUCUUUGUCAUUGUCUGAUCCAAGAGGAAAGCUCUAAUUGGUUUGUUAAGGUCAAUAUUAUGGAGCUAAACUCUAUAAGGAUGCUUUUAAGAUAUAUCCAGCUAAUUUCAAUCCUUGCAAAACAAGUUUAUACAGAUUGUACAUGAGACUCGUUAAAAAUGGAGAUAAGGUAACUCAUGAGGAAUUCAUAAAUUUCUUCCCUCAUAUCGCUGCAAGAGCUGAAGUUUGGGUCAAGGUUUUAGAUAACAGUGGAAAGAUUGCAUACAAUUUGGAUUGGUACACUUAGCAUAAUGCAUAUGUUAAGCAGCAGAAAUUGUAAGAAAAGAACUAGAGAUUGGCUCAGCAAAGCAAGAAAUUGAAAUUCUGA